This is a messenger RNA of Gossypium raimondii (Peruvian cotton), 1259 nucleotides long. Its product is annotated as probable magnesium transporter NIPA3. Gene Ontology annotation, cellular component: membrane. Lineage: Eukaryota; Viridiplantae; Streptophyta; Magnoliopsida; Malvales; Malvaceae. Bases 368 to 679 code for a protein of 103 amino acids. Gene Ontology annotation, biological process: magnesium ion transport. The record is from RefSeq and is a predicted model, not a curated record. Gene Ontology annotation, molecular function: magnesium ion transmembrane transporter activity. The transcript has 4 exons.
GGUAGUGAAAAGCUGUAUAAAAUUGGUGUGAUCUUUUGAACUCUGAUGAAGUAUGAGUUGAAAUAUAACAGUGGGUUAUCUUCUUCAAUAAAAAAAUUGGAAGAAUAUAUAAAACAAGAGAGCCCUAUCACUUCUGUUCAGGAGAUAUGGGCUAUGGCUACACAACCGGGUUAGUUGUCACCAUCAACCAUCUUUCUCGGUUGUCUCUUUUUCGUUUUAAAUCGUCGAAUAAUGCUGUUUCCUUUCCAUUACAGCAUUUUUACUCUAUUUGGGCUCAGUUAUUGUAUUGGUCGUCCUUUUGAUCUUAUAUUUUGCACCAAGAUAUGGGCAUACAAAUGUGUUGGUUUUCACUGGCAUUUGUUCAUUAAUGGGAUCUCUCUCGGUGAUGAGUGUUAAAGCCCUUGGAACCGCACUCAAACUAACCUUUGAGGGAAAGGACCAACUAGUCUACCUGGAGACAUGGUUCUUUAUGUUCAUUGUUGCUACAAGUGUCAUUAUACAAAUAAAUUAUCUCAACAAGGCCCUUGAUACGUUCAACACUGCAGUUGUGUCCCCUAUUUAUUAUGUCAUGUUCACAUCACUUACAAUCAUUGCCAGUGUCAUUAUGUUCAAGGUGAGCAUGCACCUCUAUCCCCUACAUUGUCUACCGGACUCUUCAGUGGUAACCGUGAAACUCUGAAGCAUGAUGAAGAAAAUGAGCUAUCGCCUGAUGAUAUUUGUUUGAGGAAGCAAGAACCGUACUAAGAUGGCUAAAUUAGUAAAUUGGGAGUAUAAACACAUCUAACAUUUUGUGUGCUAUAAGUGCCAAGGUGAAAUCCAAGUUUCAAGAAUCCUUAGACGGUAACAGAGAUGAUUUUGCAAGCAUGAGUCCUGGUUGCACUAGACAAGAAACAAAGUGACUGAAACUACUUAAACAGCUGGGCUUGAAUUUCAUUGUUAAUCAUGUGCAGUACCGGGAUGCUACAAGCUUGGAGAGUGAAUUGGUGGGUGAUGGUGCUUGAAAGGGUGACAUUUUCAAUUGAAAAGCUCAGCAGAUAUGGGUGCUGAAGGAGACCUCAGACCUGGAUUUUGGCAAGGGAAGGUGGGUUUCUGAGAUUGUUGAAAAUUUUAAUUAGGUAGGACAGCAGGAAGAAAGGUAUGCUUGUAGAGUAUGAUACAUAUGGAUAAAUCAAAUGUAGUGUCUAAGAUUAAUUGGAUUUAAAUUGUGGUUGUUGACGUGAUUUAGUUGCAAUGCAAACAUAAUGGAUAUUAUGUGGUAA